GCAGGCGCACUAAGGUCGGGCGAGGGCCGCCGGAGUGAAGACAGCGCUAAGAUGGCGGCCUUCUCAGAAAUGGGUGUUAUGCCUGAGAUUGCUCAAGCUGUGGAGGAGAUGGACUGGCUCCUCCCAACUGAUAUCCAGGCUGAGUCCAUCCCAUUGAUUCUAGGAGGAGGUGAUGUGCUUAUGGCUGCAGAAACAGGAAGUGGAAAGACUGGCGCUUUCAGUAUCCCGGUCAUCCAGAUAGUGUAUGAGACCCUGAAAGACCAGCAGGAGGGCAAGAAAGGGAAGACCACCGUGAAAACUGGGGCUGCAGUGCUCAACAAAUGGCAGAUGAACCCGUAUGACAGAGGAUCGGCUUUUGCAAUUGGGUCGGACGGCCUUUGUUGCCAGAGCCGAGAAGUGAAGGAGUGGCAUGGGUGUCGGUCGACGAAAGGAGUGAUGAAAGGAAAACACUACUACGAGGUGUCCUGUCACGACCAAGGCUUGUGCAGAGUUGGAUGGUCAACUGCCCAGGCUUCUCUCGAUUUGGGUACUGACAAGUUUGGCUUUGGCUUUGGUGGAACUGGGAAAAAAUCCCAUAACAAACAAUUUGACAAUUAUGGAGAGGAAUUUACUAUGCACGAUACAAUUGGAUGUUACCUGGAUGUUGACAAAGGGCAGGUCAAGUUCUCAAAGAAUGGAAAAGACCUUGGUCUAGCUUUUGAAAUACCAGCCCACUUGAAGAACCAAGCAUUCUUUGCUGCGUGUGUCUUAAAGAAUGCUGAACUGAAAUUUAACUUUGGUGAAGAAGAAUUUAAAUUUCCCCCCAAAGACGGAUUUGUUGGGCUGUGCAAGGCUUCCGAUGGCCAUGUUGUGAAAUCUCAACACACAGGAAGUGCACAGGUGGCACAGACAAAGUUUCUUCCCAACGCUCCCAAAGCCCUCAUUGUGGAGCCGUCCCGGGAGUUGGCAGAACAGACUUUGAAUAACGUCAAGCAGUUUAAAAAAUACGUGGAUAACCCGAAGCUGAGGGAGCUUCUGAUAAUCGGUGGUGUGGCAGCCCGGGAUCAGCUCUCUGUCCUGGAGCAGGGGGUGGAUAUCGUGGUCGGCACUCCGGGGAGACUGGAUGACUUAGUGUCCACGGGGAAACUCAACUUGUCCCAGAUUCGAUUCUUGGUUCUGGAUGAAGCCGACGGGCUUCUUUCCCAGGGCUAUUCGGACUUCAUCAAUAGGAUUCACAGUCAGAUUCCUCAGAUUACUUCUGAUGGAAAAAGACUUCAGGUCAUCGUCUGCUCGGCCACCCUCCACUCUUUUGAUGUCAAGAAGCUUUCAGAAAAGAUCAUGCAUUUCCCUACGUGGGUCGAUUUGAAAGGGGAGGAUUCGGUCCCCGAGACGGUGCACCACGUUGUUGUUCCUGUGAAUCCCAAGACGGACAGGCUGUGGGAGAGACUGGGCAAAAACCACAUCCGCACUGACGAAGUCCAUGCAAAAGAUAACACCAGACCUGGCACCAACAGCCCUGAGAUGUGGUCUGAGGCCAUCAAGAUCCUGAAGGGGGAGUACACCGUGCGGGCCAUCAAGGAGCACAAGAUGGACCAGGCCAUCAUCUUCUGCCGGACCAAGAUUGAUUGUGACAACCUGGAGCAGUAUUUCAUGCAGCAAGGAGGAGGUCCGGACAAGAAGGGACACCAGUUCUCCUGUGUUUGUCUUCACGGGGACCGAAAGCCUCAUGAGAGGAAGCAGAACUUGGAGAGAUUUAAGAAAGGAGAUGUACGGUUUCUGAUUUGCACCGAUGUGGCGGCCAGAGGCAUAGACAUCCACGGGGUCCCUUACGUCAUAAAUGUCACCCUGCCUGAUGAAAAGCAGAACUACGUCCAUCGGAUUGGCCGUGUCGGACGAGCAGAACGAAUGGGCCUGGCUGUGUCCCUGGUGGCAACCGAAAAGGAGAAGGUUUGGUACCACGUGUGCAGCAGCCGUGGGAAGGGAUGCUAUAACACGAGGCUGAAGGAAGAUGGCGGCUGCACCAUCUGGUACAACGAGAUGCAGCUGCUCUCUGAGAUCGAGGAACACCUGAACUGCACCAUCUCUCAAGUUGAACCAGACAUCAAAGUCCCUGUGGAUGAAUUUGAUGGCAAGGUGACCUAUGGGCAGAAGAGAGCGGCUGGAGGCGGGACCUAUAAAGGCCACGUGGACAUUUUGGCACCUACGGUCCAAGAGCUCGCUGCCCUUGAAAAGGAGGCUCAGACUUCCUUCCUGCACCUCGGCUACCUUCCCAACCAGCUUUUCAGGACCUUCUGAUGGGGACGACGCAUGCGCGUGUCUGUGGCUCUGGGGAUGCUGGGCCCAGGCUCCGAAGGCCACUCCACCCACGCUGGCCUUUCUAGUAGCAAUGCUGACCUUCCUGCAUGUCGGGGAGCUUGAGUCUCAAAAUUCUCUAUAACGAUUGUCCGAAAUAAAAACGGCCAGCCUGACAAUGCUA
Molecule: messenger RNA, 2455 nt
Organism: Vombatus ursinus (common wombat)
Lineage: Eukaryota; Metazoa; Chordata; Mammalia; Diprotodontia; Vombatidae
Gene: DDX1
Product: DEAD-box helicase 1
Exons: 26
Coding region: 52-2274 (740 amino acids)
Molecular function (GO): ATP binding; protein binding; RNA helicase activity
Source: RefSeq, a predicted model, not a curated record